AUGGCUUUCCGGUCGUUCUUCAUUAGGAGCGCAACACAACUGUCAAGGAAUACUGCAGCUGCUAGGAUUCCUCAAUUUGCUACAGCCAAAUGUCUACCAUGGCGUCUACAGCACACGCAUACGGUUGGGACAGAGCAUCCUGACCCGAAAUUAGAAGCCAGAUCGUUAAUCGAGCUUUUUCCCGGUGAUAACUUGGCCGCAAAGUCUAGCUCGGUUCUUGUGGCAGCUUCGAUGGCUGCCUAUCUAAUUUCCAAAGAAAUCUACAUUAUUGACGCCGAAGUUUUUGAAAUGGUUUGCAUUUUCGGUGCAUAUUGGUUGUGGUAUCGGGGCGGCAAGGAAGGCGUACUGGAAUAUUUCAAGGAGAAAAAGGCUACUAUCAAAAAUGUACUCGAGUCCGCGCGUGCAGAUCACAAAGCCGUUGUCCAGGAGCGUGUCAACCAUAUCUCAAAAAUGUCUGAUAUCGUUAACGUUACGGACGCCCUGUUUGACAUGUCAAAGGAAAUGGUCGUCCUGGUGGAACAAGCUUACGAAUUGCAGCAAAAGGUCGCCCUCUACCGUCAAGUGAAGGGGGUCCUCGAUGCAUGGGUUCGCCAUGAAGUUGACGUUCGGGAACGCUUACAAAAACAGUUGACAUCCACCAUCAUUUCUCGCGUUAGAGAGAUUUUGGCCGACGAGAAAAUGCAAAGAGAGGUCCUCCGGGAAUCCCUGGCGCAGCUGGAACGACUGGUCUCCGGGACCAAGCCUGUACCGUGAUUGUUUCGCUCAAUGUCGAGGACAAAGUUUAUUCUUCUCGAUGCUUUAUAAAUAUUGAAGAUGUCCGA
Spizellomyces punctatus DAOM BR117 is the source of this 821-nucleotide messenger RNA. RefSeq lists its product as uncharacterized. Gene Ontology annotation, biological process: proton motive force-driven ATP synthesis. The record is from RefSeq and is a predicted model, not a curated record. Gene Ontology annotation, molecular function: proton transmembrane transporter activity. The transcript has 5 exons. The coding region runs from base 1 to 753 and encodes 250 amino acids. Lineage: Eukaryota; Fungi; Chytridiomycota; Chytridiomycetes; Spizellomycetales; Spizellomycetaceae.